Molecule: messenger RNA, 1839 nt
Organism: Coffea eugenioides
Lineage: Eukaryota; Viridiplantae; Streptophyta; Magnoliopsida; Gentianales; Rubiaceae
Product: delta-aminolevulinic acid dehydratase, chloroplastic-like
Exons: 12
Coding region: 272-1561 (429 amino acids)
Biological process (GO): heme biosynthetic process
Cellular component (GO): cytosol
Molecular function (GO): porphobilinogen synthase activity; zinc ion binding
Source: RefSeq, a predicted model, not a curated record
ACAAAAGAAUGUAAUAAAAUUUUGUUCCAGAUAAGAUUCACCUCCCAAAUCCCACCUUCGGCAUCUAGUUCGCCUCUCCCUCUUUUGACCUUGUCCAUUUUUUUGGGGUUUUAAAUUAAGGAAAAUUGUCGUAUUUCAUCUCAUCUCAAAGAGUAUAACAACGGAGAUUUGAUUAUUUGGGUUUCACAAAUUAAGCAAAUUAACAUCACCUGAUCUUUCUACUGGCCAAUUUGGCGUAUUACAGUGAUUUGGUCGUUGAAUUGUGAUUAGGAUGAUAAUGGCUUCAACCACAGCUUUGAAUUCAGGCUGUAAUGUAGGAGGAGUUGUUGUGAAUCGCAAUCCCUUAUUUUUGAGGCCAUCAUCGUCGACGUUAGUCAAACAGAGUUGGAGAAGAAGUCCGAAGCUCAGGUUUACAGUCAGAGCGAGUGAAACUCAUGCUGAUGGGCCUACGAAGAAAUUGGGAUUGUCUGACGCUGAAUGUGAAGCAGCUGUAGUAGCCGGAAAUGUGCCGGAGGCGCCCCCAAUCCCAUCUAAGCCUGCCGCCCCUUCUGGCUCUCCCGUGGUGCCCUCACUUCCACUAAGUCGACGUCCUCGUCGAAAUCGUAAAUCACCAGCAUUGCGGGCUGCCUUCCAGGAAACGACUUUAUCUCCUGCAAACUUUGUGUAUCCACUUUUCAUUCAUGAAGGUGAAGAGGACACACCAAUUGGAGCGAUGCCUGGUUGUUACAGGCUUGGAUGGAGACAUGGUUUACUAGAAGAGGUCUCCAAAGCUCGAGAUGUUGGUGUCAACAGCAUUGUGCUGUUCCCUAAAGUUCCAGAUGCUCUGAAGUCCCCCACAGGAGAUGAAGCUUACAAUGAGAAUGGAUUAGUACCUCGUGCCAUUCGACUGCUCAAAGACAAAUAUCCAGAUCUUGUUAUCUACACAGAUGUUGCUUUAGACCCUUACUCUUCAGAUGGGCAUGAUGGCAUUGUGAGGGAAGAUGGAGUCAUAAUGAAUGAUGAAACUGUCCACCAGUUGUGUAAGCAAGCUAUUGCACAGGCCAGGGCAGGGGCUGAUGUUGUUAGUCCCAGUGAUAUGAUGGAUGGUCGGGUUGGAGCAAUUCGAGCAGCCCUUGACAGUGAAGGCUUCCAGCAUGUGUCCAUAAUGUCCUACACGGCCAAGUACGCAAGCUCAUUUUAUGGCCCUUUCAGAGAUGCAUUGGACUCAAAUCCCCGUUUUGGUGACAAGAAAACUUAUCAGAUGAACCCCGCAAACUAUAGGGAGGCUCUUAUUGAGACCAGUGAAGAUGAGGCUGAGGGAGCUGAUAUCCUUCUAGUGAAACCUGGUUUACCUUAUUUAGAUAUUAUACGGCUUCUUCGUGACAAUUCUUCUUUGCCAAUUGCUGCUUAUCAGGUUUCAGGAGAAUACUCUAUGAUCAAAGCUGGUGGCGUUCUUAAAAUGAUUGACGAGGAAAGAGUGAUGUUAGAAUCUUUGAUGUGUCUUCGACGAGCAGGUGCUGACAUCAUCCUUACUUAUUUUGCUCUACAAGCUGCUAGAUGCCUGUGCGACGAGAACAGAUAAUAGCAAUUGGGAAACAAGAAAUUGCUUUUAUGCAUAGGUGUUUGUUUCAUGUGUAGAGUAAGUUGGGAAGGGACUGUUUGUUUCAUGCAUAGGUGUCGUACACGUCCACUUCGGCGGUUAAUAUUGUCUUGCGUUUAACAAGAAAAAGGAAAGAAAAUUUGCGCUGAUGAAAAUUUGACCUCAAGACUGAUUGCUGUUCGUCCGCCUUGAGGGACCUCAAGGACUUAAAUUCAUGCCAAAAGCAACCAAUAAAAGAGGAAACAAUGGCAUUUGAUAAA